Zasmidium cellare ATCC 36951 is the source of this 1164-nucleotide messenger RNA. RefSeq lists its product as uncharacterized. The transcript has a single exon. The record is from RefSeq and is a predicted model, not a curated record. NCBI's taxonomy places the organism in Eukaryota, Fungi, Ascomycota, Dothideomycetes, Mycosphaerellales, Mycosphaerellaceae. The coding region runs from base 1 to 1164 and encodes 387 amino acids.
AUGGCCUCACCACGAUCAUCCCCAGCUCUCGACGACGCUCCCUGCUCUCCAACGGCUGCUGGACAGCCUGGAUCCUCGCAGGUUUGCGGGGAUAGCAGCAAGAACCGGCCCCUCGGCAACGAGGUGGCAUUUUUCAACCAUCGGGCGGCCCACAAGGCGCUUCAGGGGCUCAGAGAAGCCACGGCGAGGCAGUACACCGCCAAGAACAUCGAGCACUCGGACGCGCUGGAGACCAGAACUGCGGCCGCGGCGCGUCAUUCGCGUUCCCGGGAGAAGCGCAAGCACUACCGCUGGGUGAUGGUGAACGCAUGGCUCCAUGUGAGCGAGGAUCAGGAGCAAGGCAUUGGCGGCAGCAACGACGAGCAGUGGGAAUUGGAGACGGCGUCCAACGUCUCAGAACCAAACUCACUCUUCGACGAGAACGUCAUGUCAGCGAAGGAGAAACACAAAUCCGCCAAAGAGGCCGUCACCACCAUCUGGGAGGAGAUGCGAGCCAUCCGUACGCAACUCAACCAAUACAACCGCAUGAUUGCCGAUCUGGAGAAGCAGUACCCCGAGCUUGGAGGCCACCACAUGGGCAAACACCGCGGCACCAAACGCAAGGCCGAAUCGACCUCUGACGAGAAGAACGAAGCCGAAGCACCACCAGCGAAGCGAGCCAAAUCAACCAUCCCCGACAAACAUCAGAAGGCCGUAGACGACUGGCACAAGACCUGCACGACCGUUCUGAAAGCCCACGGCGAACUCAAAGAAUUCCCAGCACCCAUCGCAUGGGAUUGCGCUUCCCGCGAGAUCUGCAACCGCAACCAUCCAGACCUCAACAGCCCGACCGCCCGUGUCCUCCGCGCCUGCGAGCACAACAUCCGCGAGGCCUGUGACCAUCUCACAAAGCGCGAGCUGAAGCAGUACAUGACCAUGUUCCACCCCGACAAAUUCUCGGCGGUUCAGCAGGAUGACAAGCGCAAGGCGUGGCAGCUCAUGACGAACGAAGUGUUUGUCGUGCUGAGCGAGAUGUUUGAGAAGAAGGAUGAUGAUGAUGAGACGACUCGGGCGGGUUCUACGACGACGACGACGACGCAGAAAAAGAAGAAGAGCACGAAUUGCACGUGCGGCUUUGAGAGGGGUGAUCCGACGGCGACGGGCUGUACGUGUCGGUUUGAUUAG